AUGGCUGACGAAUCUCCCAGUGUCGAUAAUCUCAUCGAGGAGCUCGGGUUUUUCUCCACCGACCACCAAUUCUUGCUUCGUCUUUACGGCUCAUCCGACCCAUUUGCUGGGCUUCCUAGUACAGAUCUAGAGGCCAGUUACAGCCAAAAUCCAUCUGGUCGACUCAGCUCUACCAGUAUUGCUCACAGAACUGCAUCUACUAGGCUCUGGCAAGACAUCCCUUCGCUGAGUGGUGAACGCCCCAAUCAGCUUUGUCUACCACCAAGCCAGCAUCGUCCCAGUAGCUUUCGCGAAGGCCUAGAAGGCAGAGACCUGGCUCACUACGAAGAAGAGUGGACUUCUCUCCUCGGUAUUGAUUCAGAAUCUCUGUUUGAGAUCCUCCAACAGCGUGUAUUGGACGACGAGAAUCCCUACCUUGGGUCCCCCGAGCUUCCCGUGCACUCUAAGGCAUCAGAAAACGUUGCAAGCCCGGGAGCCAUUGCACCUCCAAGCCCAUCAGUCUAUAACAGUGAAAUAGGUGAGCCGCCCGACUCUUUUGUUACCCCCGGCGAGAUCCCUGGAACCCAAGGCAAUCGCAAAACAUCCCAGGACUUGAGGACUUUGAAUAACCCUGGGAGCCUGGAGCAAUUACUUCAAUCAUUCCCAAGUCCUCCCAGUCGAAAUCAAGCGGUCGGAAAUCAACGUCUUUCUCACGUUUAUUCUGAUUACGAACGAGUGCCACCGAAAGACAGUGCCCAAGCUAAUACCUCGACACUUGCCAGUAGUCAAAUCAAAUCUGUGACCAGCCUACCUCGAAUUUCCCAGUUCUCUGAAGAUUUGGGGGACUGUGGCCCGGUCGGAGAGCAAAAAUUUUCCAGCAUUUGUGCCAAAACUGAUACAUCUGCACUCGACACCAGUGGGCUAGGAAAUAGCUCGACUAGUUCUUCUAGGAUUUCCCCACCGUCCUCUAUCGGCACUUCACCUGUCAUCAACACUCGAAACGUUUCCUUUCGGAUCCCUCCCCCGUCUCCCUUGUCUCCCAGCAACUCUCCUAGCACCUCUCCCAGGGAGUUACGUCUCCCCAUUGACUAUCACGAGAGACGGCAAGUGAAGCCUGAAGGCUCCCACCAAGCCCAGGAGCGCGGAAAUAGGUACACCAUUUUCCCUGAAUACCCCUCACGAGCGCGUCCAAUCAGCUACGUAAUCAGAAGGCAGCGCUCCUCCUUCAACAAUAUCUUCCAAGGGCGGCCUAAACCAACAGCUACCCCUCGAUAUUACCAAAAGACGCCUCUCCGUAUCUCUUCUGGUCCCUCGACAACCUCUUUCGCCUCGGGAAAAAGGAGCACACUAAAGGGCAAGGGAGUCUUAAAGCGUUUUGUUAAAAAGCUCAAACAUCUGCUUUGUCAACCCCGCAAACGCACUCCAUCCGCAUUCCAUCGUUAA
Molecule: messenger RNA, 1422 nt
Organism: Penicillium vulpinum
Lineage: Eukaryota; Fungi; Ascomycota; Eurotiomycetes; Eurotiales; Aspergillaceae
Exons: 2
Coding region: 1-1422 (473 amino acids)
Source: RefSeq, a predicted model, not a curated record